Messenger RNA from Brugia pahangi, 2526 nucleotides. Lineage: Eukaryota; Metazoa; Nematoda; Chromadorea; Rhabditida; Onchocercidae. The record is from the annotation of a GenBank genome assembly.
AUGCAUCUUAAUGCCGCAACAGUGAUUCUAUGCUAUUUUAUGUUAACAAUUAGUUUAUUUACCCAAAUUAAAACAACUCAAACAAAUUAUUUAUCUUCAACAACAACAUACCUCGAUAUGCCAGUAAAGUGUUACAAUCCAAUUAAUAAAACAAUAUACAAGCCAAAGUAUAAGUACUGUAUUUAUGGAAUUAAAUACUAUCACAACAAGACUGGCUUUGACAACGUAUUAUAUUUUAAUGACCAAAAUUAUCCGUGGCACGAAGAGGAUAUAACACAUAAGGAAUUUGAAAAAGCCGCUCAACCACUCUGUGAUGAUUUAGGCAUUUAUGAACAAUUGAAUUCUCAGUACAAUACUUUGUAUUAUGCGGCAUGGGUUAUGACAACAGAAAAUACUUACAACGAUAUUUUCUUGCUUUGCUGUAAGCCAUGUCCGGUUGUCAAAACAGUGGCACAAUGGAGAAUCAUUCUGAAACUUCAAUUCUUAAUCCGUCGUCAAUACAGCUUGAUAAAGAACUAUGUACUUCAUGAAGUUCUCGAUUAUACCAAUGGUAUUCAAACUUAUAUCGAUGAAACUUAUUAUAUAACAAAUCGUAUGCCUGAAAUCAAUGUUUCCAUGAAAACAUGUAAUGCAAAGAACUUCAAAAGAGUUCCAAUAACAACAAACAACAAUGUGUGCUUUGUUACCGCUAGUGAUAUUUUCAACCGAAAUAGUCUCUAUGAACGACAAAUCGAGCAAAUACCUGAUCGAACGGUUCAUGAAAUCACUCGUCUCGGUCCAUACAGUGCGGCAGAGAUGGGAUACAUGCAGGACAUGCAAUGCAGAAUACAGCACAGUUCACGUGAAGAUAACGAAUGUGUCGUCUGGAUGACAUAUGAUGAAUACGGUUAUGAAUGUUGCUGUUACGGUGAUUUGAUUGGCAACUGUCAAGAUCGAAUUUCAAGCAGUAUACUGGUAGGCACUGGACAGUUAACGACUUACAACGAUUUCAUGCCAUGCGCUAUUCCUAAUCGCAACAAUACAAGAUACACCUAUAUGUAUGAUAGAGAAGCGAAGAAAGUUACACUAAGAGGAAAAAUGGAAGAUAUUUUGGAAGGAACACGUACUAAAAGCUACUGCCCACUCUAUCUGGAUAUUUCAAAUAUGCAACAUAAAUAUUAUAUGUCGACAGACGAAUUUCGAGCCAACAAACCUGGCCAUAGUAUUCUUGCAGAUGGAAUAGAAAUUGGGUGUCAUUAUUAUGCAAACUGGGACAUUCGUCUGGUGGAUAUUGUCAAAACACGAUGUAUUCAACUAAUACCACUAAUGGACAUGUGUCUAAUGAAAGCUCCCAUAGAACCAAAUCAUUUUGAAGCACUCUGUUGCUGCAAUCAUCAAACGUUUUGCAAUUAUAAUGGUCUAAUAUUGAACAAACUAAAUGCAAGGCAAUCACCUUAUUAUUGCAAAUAUAAUUCAGAAUAUCAAUAUUUGUUCAAUGAUUUACUUCUAAUUGAUAAACCACCAUCAAGGUCAUGUUUACUACAUUAUAUUGAUAACGUCACUUUAUCGGAUAUGGACUCUCGUUUACCGAAGGAUAAUUUCGUUUUAUUUCAACAACCAGGCAGUGCAUUUUAUGCAAUCGACUUCUCAUACGCAUUGCUAGAAGACGGAAAAUGUCAUUAUGUUGAAGUAGAAGUAAACUUUAAUUAUACAAAUUCACGAUCUUGUCCAGAAGCAGCAAUGUUUGAAACGAACUACAUGCCGUUGAAAAUUUUUGCGUGUCGCUGUCGUACAGAAGCUAGCUCAAAGACACCAUGUGACAAAAAACUUGCAGCAAAAAUACCACAUCUAGCCAGAAAUUGGCCCUUAGUGAAUUUGACACAGUGUAUGCAGUAUAAUCAACAAAGACUUCAAUAUGUAACACAUGGAGUGGAAAGAGUGUUCCUCACGUAUACAUCGUAUUGCUACACCGAAAUGACUUUAAAAAUGGAUGGGAAUGAAAUAAAAUUUGAUGUGUCAGGUGGUGCAGUGACACAUACAAUAGCUAACAGCGCUGAAAAACAUCUCAAUCAUAUUGCAUAUGCCAUGUGGCUUCUAGCAGGAUCGCUUUCAUCACUUUGUACUUCAAUUCGGAAAGGACAAGCAUACUGUUUCUGCCGUUCAUACAACAAUCACGGUGAUGCAUGUAAUGAAUAUGUGUGGGAGAGAGUGAAAUUGCAGAAAAUUCUGAUGAAGCAAGAACUCGACUUUAAGAUUCGCAAGGAAUAUCCCAACACAUUGUCAGAUCAUUUGGUACAGAAAGGAGAAACAUGGUGCCAUUCCCCUAUUGUUUAUGGAACUUUGGAUAUUGAUAUGGAAAAUGAAGAUGUUAUAACUAGUGGAAAAUGUGCUCAUGCAAAACAAAAAAUGUGGGAAUUCAGUGAUGAACAUACAUUCUGUGUCGAAAUAAAAGCUUUAGAAAAUGAAUGCGUAGCAAAGAUUGAGGAUACAGAGCAUCUCCAGAAAAACCACUUAUUAUGCUGUUGCAGAAAUAAGUGUGAAACGUAA